Molecule: messenger RNA, 1654 nt
Organism: Echinops telfairi (small Madagascar hedgehog)
Lineage: Eukaryota; Metazoa; Chordata; Mammalia; Afrosoricida; Tenrecidae
Gene: THEM6
Product: thioesterase superfamily member 6
Exons: 2
Coding region: 1-627 (208 amino acids)
Source: RefSeq, a predicted model, not a curated record
AUGCUGUGGCUGCUGGUGGCGCCGCUGGCCCUGGCGUUUGCCUACUUCGCGUUGCUGGAUGGCUGGUACCUGGUGCGCGUGCCGUGCGCCGUGCUGCGCGCGCGUCUGCUGCAACCGCCGGUCCGCGACCUGCUGGCCGAGCAGCGCUUCGCCGGCCGCGUACUGCCCUCCGACCUGGACCUGCUGCUGCACAUGAACAACGCGCGCUACCUGCGCGAGGCCGACGUGGCGCGCGCCGCGCACCUGACCCGCUGCGGCGUGCUCGGGGCGCUGCGCACGCUCGGGGCGCGCGCCGUGCUGGCCGCCUCGUGCGCGCGCUACCGCCGCUCGCUGCGCCUGCUGGAGCCCUUCGAGGUGCGCACCCGCCUGCUGGGUUGGGACGACCGUGCCUUCUACCUGGAGGCGCGCUUCGUCAGCCUCCGCGACGGCUUCCUGUGCGCGCUAUUGCGCUCCCGCCAGCACGUGCUGGGCACCUCGCCGGAGCGCGUCGUGCAGCACCUGUGCAAACGCAAGGUAGAGGCCCCGGAGCUGCCCGAUGACCUGAAGCACUGGAUCUCCUAUAACGAGGCCAGCAGCCAGCUUCUCCGUGCUGAGAGUGGGCUCAGCACCGCCACCAAGGACAAGUGACCGCCACCUCCACGCCUGCCCGCCAGCGCAGCCUGGGUCCUGAGCCCGCAUGGCCAGGCCCCACUGACCAGUACCGCCCUGGCCAGGCAGAAGGCCCAGCCCUCGGGAGGGCCCAGCAGCCCCAGUGGGGAGGGCCAGUGCUAGAGCCGAGGGACCUGCAGAAGGGCCGCCUUCGGGGGUGGGGGUGGUUCUAGACAAGGGCGGAUCUGCGUGUCUCACAACCGGGGGCCUGACCAGGAGCUCUCGUUCCUAUCUGAGGAUGGUGAAGAGUUCCUGGGGUGAUUUCUGCAGGUGAGGGGGCAAGCUCAGGGUGUAGGCUAGAAGGGGGCUCUGGCCAGUGCCCUUAAAGGGACUGUCCCCCAGCACUGGCUCUUCUGCUCCAGGCAGGCUCCUGUGAGGACAGAGCAGGUAGCUGGGGACAGUGGCAGGCCACCUGGGGUCAGGCCUGCUUCACCAACGGCUGAGGAGGGAGUGGCGCUGAGCACCAGGCCAUGCUGUGUGACCUCAUGCUGCCCCCUCCCCCUCUAGGAGCUACCAUCUCCCCCUGCCCAGCACCCGCCUUCUCCCCACUACUGUUUUCUGCUCUGAAGGGCUGCCCCCCGGAUGGGAUGGGGUGGAGGCAGUCUUGUAGGCCCUAUGUCCUGCCCGGCAGCUGCUCUCAUCUGCCCAGAGGUGAGGGCAGACUUUGGGCUGGCAUGCAGGGCAAGAUGGGCCCCAGGUGCAGCCCCCAGCCUGGGGUGCUUCCCCAUACCCUCAGCUCCUGGGGAGGGGACUCAGAAGUCCCCAGGGUGGGGUUGCUGCAUGGCUGUGUACGUGAGGCUGCUCAGGGCUGCAUGCCACCCUGCCUCUGCCCUCCCCGCACUGGACCCCAGGCAGGGCAGAGCCCCGGGAGCCUCAGGGAGUGCAGAGCCUCAGCCGGGCCCUUUCCGCGCCUGCCCCCAGCUGCUGCUGCCUUAUACUCGCCACGGGAAAGCUGCAAUCUUUGUUUAUUUAAAGAAAGUCCAAGAUUAAAGGAUUUUAAAUGGGA